Molecule: messenger RNA, 4384 nt
Organism: Drosophila sulfurigaster albostrigata
Lineage: Eukaryota; Metazoa; Arthropoda; Insecta; Diptera; Drosophilidae
Gene: Vps15
Product: phosphoinositide 3-kinase regulatory subunit 4
Exons: 9
Coding region: 273-4325 (1350 amino acids)
Biological process (GO): late endosome to vacuole transport; protein phosphorylation; autophagy of peroxisome
Cellular component (GO): phosphatidylinositol 3-kinase complex, class III, type I; late endosome; nucleus-vacuole junction
Molecular function (GO): ATP binding; protein serine/threonine kinase activity; protein binding
Source: RefSeq, a predicted model, not a curated record
GGUGAAUUUAGUUUCGCUUAUGUGUGCGCAUUUAUUUAAACGCACCAGCUGUGCGCGCGUAAUGUUAUCGAUAGCAAACGAUAACCAGCGAAGCCAAACAGCUGUUCUUACGCGAUUUACCAACACUCUCAACAUAAAAAUUCACUACGCUACGCGAAGUUGCUCCAGCAAGCAACACAGAGAGAGAGUUUCGGUUUCUUUGAAUCAAAAAUAAACAAAUUAUAAUUACAAGGCAUUAGUGCAAGCAGUGAUAAGGUGCAAAUGCUAACAAAAUGGGCAAUCAAUUGGUUGGCAUUGCACCCUCGCAGAUCUAUGCAGUGGAACACUACUUUUCAGGCCAGUUUGGCAAUGAAAUCAUUUUCGACUUAAAUAUGGGCAGCACGCGAUUCUUUAAAGUUGCCAAAGCCAAAACAGAGGAAGGUUUAAUUGUGGUCAAAGUGUUUGUCAAACAUGAUCCCACUCUACCGCUGGAGGAUCACAAGGAACGCCUGGAGAGCAUCAAGAAAACCUUAACGCUUGCCAAUGCGGUCAACUGUUUGCCUUUUCAACGAGUGGAGCUGAUCGAUAAGGCAGCCUACAUAAUGCGAGAGUAUGUAAAGCACAGUCUUUACGAUCGUGUCUCCACUCGACCAUUUCUUACGGUGCUGGAGAAGAAGUGGAUUACCUUUCAAAUACUGUGUGCUCUGAACCAGUGUCACAAGCAAAAGAUCUGCCAUGGUGAUAUUAAGCUGGAGAACAUUUUAAUCACUUCUUGGAAUUGGAUUUUGUUGUCCGAUUUUGCUUCAUUCAAGCCAACUUAUCUGCCCGAAGAUAAUCCAGCUGAUUACACAUAUUUCUUUGAUACAAGUCGACGACGCACUUGUUAUAUUGCUCCUGAGCGUUUUGUUAAGACUUUGUCCGCCGAGGAUGAUCCCAACAAUGGCAACAUGUCGGUGAUUCACUCUGAUUCAAUUAUUCGUGUGCCGCCUUCGUAUGCGGGUAACACUUUGCUGCCUGCCAUGGACAUCUUUUCGGCUGGUUGCGCCUUGCUUGAGCUCUGGACUGAGGGCACAGCUCCUUUUGAGCUGUCCCAACUGCUCGCUUAUAGAGCUGGUGAUCGCGAACUGGUGAAGAAGCAUCUGGCUGGCAUUGAGAACGAACGUUUGCGUAAUUUGCUUGCCUCCAUGAUUGACAUUAAUUCGCUGAACCGCAAGAGUGCCGAGGAUUAUUUGGAUCAGGAGCGAGGCAAACUAUUCCCGGAAUAUUUCUACUCAUUUCUGCAGUCUUACUUGCAAAUGUUCUCAUCGACGCCCAUCAUGUCGCCCGAUGACAAGAUACAAUGUCUGCACAAGGACAUUGGUCACUGCAUCAAGGUGCUGACACAAGCCGAGGAUUUGACGCCCAGUGAGGAUGACGAGGACCAGCAGACUCAAGAGAAAAAGGAUCCAAAGCGAUGUGAACGUUUGCCGCCUGAGCAGGAUGGCUUGAUACUAAUCAUCACAGUGGUCACUUCGUGCACUCGAGGACUGAAACAGUCCAACACAAAAAUAGCAGCACUGCAACUGCUGCAAAAACUAUCCAAGUACACCACAUCCGAGACCAUAUUGGAUCGCAUAUUGCCCUACAUUCUCAAUUUGGCGGAGAACUCACCAGCCAAGGUUCAAGUACAGGCGAUUGAAACCUUGACUGCCUGUCUUAGCAUGGUGAAGGACAUUCCUCGCAGCGAUGCCAACGUUUUUCCCGAAUACAUACUGCCUUACAUCACGGAUUUGGCCAGCGAUUCAAGCGCUGUCAUUGUGCGCGUGGCUUUUGCCCGCAAUAUUGCUGCGCUAGCCAAGAGCGCUGUUUACUUUCUGGAGGAGACGCAGCGUAAUGCACCCAACGAUAUGCCCACACCACGUUACGAGGCGGAGCUGAAUGCGCUGCACGAUAUUGUGCGGCAGGCGGUGCUUAGUUUGCUCACCGACACGCAGCCCAUUGUCAAGCAGACGCUGAUGGAGUCGGGCAUCUGCGAUCUGUGCGCAUUCUUUGGCAAGGAGAAGGCCAACGAUGUGAUACUAUCACACAUUAUGACUUUCCUCAAUGAUGAGGAUAAGAAUCUGCGAGGUGCUUUCUACGAUAACAUCGCUGGCGUUGCAGGCUACGUGGGUUGGCAGGCGUCGGAUAUAUUGGUGCCACUGCUACAGCAAGGAUUCUCGGAUCGCGAAGAGUUUGUCAUCGCUAAAGCCAUCAGAGCUGUAACCAUACUCAUUGAGUUGGGUCACAUACGCAAGCCAACUGUGACGGAGAUUGUCAAGGAGACCGCCUGCUAUUUGUGCCAUCCUAAUUUAUGGAUACGUCAUGAGAUUUGUGGCAUGAUUGCGACCACGGCGCGCAAUCUGAGCGCCAUUGAUGUACAGUGCAAGAUUAUGCCCGCCAUUGGCAUGUAUUUGAAGGCGCCACUUAUUCAAGUGGAGAAGCCGCACAUACUGCUCGAUUGCCUACAGCCACCUAUUCCCAGGCAGAUCUUCGACAGCGUGCUGCGCUUCUCAGACAUUCAUCCCUUCUAUGGCGCUCUAGAUGAACGUGUGCGUCAACGCAUGGCUGCACGAGACGGCGCUCAGCCGCAGUACGAGGACAUGGGACAAACUCUGCGCAAUCUUUUCAGACGCCUCACCUCGGAGGGAUUGACGGACGCGAUUGAGCUGCAAUUGCUGGAGAUGAGUCCGUUUAUCAUUUCGCAAAAGCAUAAGACUAUGCAAGAUCUGGAUGAUCCGGCAUCAGGAAAUGGACGCAUUGUGGUCAGUCGCAAACAUGUGGCCUGUCAUGAAUAUCCACUGGCGGACAAGGUCAACAAGUUGCCGCUGGACAAUCGUGCCAGCGAUGCCCAUGUUCCCACUUUGGUGUCGCCCGCUUCGGAUGCAGCCGUCACGCCCCACAUUGUGCUAGCUGCUGGUUCCUCUGGCAGUCCCGCCUCCGGAGUCAUGAUGCUGGGCGUACCGACGACAACAGUGAGCACAGCCACCUCGCUGGGCGAAUAUACGAUGCCGGAUCGCAAUUAUUCACUCGAACGUUCGUCCGAGUGCUGCAAGGAUCUGGAAUCACUGACGUUGAAGAUCAAGCGGCGCUAUAAUGUGCUCGCUUUGUCGCAGCGUUGCAACUACGACAAGCUGGUGACGCCGUAUCCGUCCAAUUGGCGUAUGAAUGGCACGCUUGUGGCGCAUCUUCACGAGCAUUCCGAAUCGGUAAUUAAACUGGCGCCACUCCGCCCUGAUGGAUCGUUGUUUGCUAGCGGCAGCAUCGAUGGCACCGUCAGACUGUGGGACUGCAGUAAACUCAAUGGCAAUCAGGGCAUCAACAAGUCCCGUCAAGUGUAUUCAGCGUUGACGCCGAUCUAUGCGCUGGCUGCUUGUGAUGCAGGACAAUCAUUGGCAGUGGGUGGCAAGGAUGGAAGUCUACUCAUUAUGCGCAUUGAUCGCAACUCCACCAAGAUGACGCUGCAGCAGGCAUUGGAUCAGAAUGAACAUAACGAUGGACCCGUUGUGGACAUGCAUGCCUAUGAUCAGGCGGCGCAGAGCGUCAUUGUCUAUGCCACGCUCUAUGGCGGCAUUGUCGCCUGGGACACGCGCAUGCAACACAGCGCCUGGCGGUUGCAGAAUGAGCUGCGGCAUGGCGUCAUUACCACCAUUUGUGCGGAUCCCACGGGAUCUUGGCUGGCCACUGGUACCAGCGGUGGCAAACACAUCUGCUGGGAUCUGCGCUUCCGACUGCCCAUCACUGAGAUUAAGCAUCCCGCCGACUCGUGGAUUCGCAAAGUCGCUUGUCAUCCCACAGAGCCAUCUUAUUUGAUCUCGGCCUCGCAGUCCAACAACGAGGUGUCCGUCUGGAACAUUGAGACGGGCCAACGGCAGACAGUGCUCUGGGCUAGCCCGGCACCAGUUUUGACCAACACCAGUCUCAAUGAUCCGGCGACAUCUUGUGGCAUUCUGAGUGGCGUCGUCGAUGGCUCGCCAUUCAUAUUGACAGGCAGUUCAGAUCAGCGUAUUCGCUACUGGGAUCUGGGUGCGCCAAAGAACUCUUCGCUUAAGGUGCCAGCUACCAAUGAUAAUUUGACAAAUCUGACCUUUAACUAUAGCUCUCGGUUAAUUGAUGGCAGCCAGGUAAUUGAGGAGCAAAUCAUUCCGAAAAACAGUGCCGGCGAUUCACAGCAGAUGCGCUCAUCUAUAGAGGAAAGUCCCCGAUCUGGACCGGAUAUGCCCAAAGCCACCCACCAUGAUGCUAUAACCGAUCUGCUGAUGUGUAAGGAUAAGGGACAAAUUUAUAUAGCGUCGGCAUCGCGCGACGGCGUCAUCAAGCUUUGGAAAUAGACUAUAAUUGAAUACAUUUUAUCUGUGAUUAGUCAAAUUAAAUAUUCAUAACCUUCAUA